Epinephelus lanceolatus (giant grouper) is the source of this 3231-nucleotide messenger RNA. RefSeq names its product MORC family CW-type zinc finger protein 3. Lineage: Eukaryota; Metazoa; Chordata; Actinopteri; Perciformes; Serranidae. Gene Ontology annotation, cellular component: nucleus; nucleoplasm. Gene Ontology annotation, molecular function: zinc ion binding; ATP hydrolysis activity. The record is from RefSeq and is a predicted model, not a curated record.
ACACAGCAGGCGCCACAAGACGCAAAAACACAGACGCAGUAAUGGCGAGGUUAAGCGAGCAUGGGAUCCGCCUGAGUUCCAUGAGCCCUUCCUUCCUGAACAGCAACUCCACAAGUCACACCUGGCCCUUCAGCGCGGUGGCAGAGCUCAUAGACAACGCGUCAGAUCCUGGUGUACUGGCCAAACAGAUCUGGAUAGAUGUAGUAGAUGAAUCCGGUCACCUAUGUCUAACCUUCACUGAUAAUGGCAGCGGCAUGACGCCCAACAAGCUGCACAAGAUGCUCAGCUUUGGUUUUACAGAAAAGGGUUCGGGUAAAGCCAGUCAGCAUGCCAUCGGUGUGUACGGGAACGGUUUCAAGUCUGGCUCCAUGCGUCUGGGCCGCGACGCGCUCAUCUUCACCAAGAACGGCGGCUGCCAGACCGUGGGAAUGCUGUCUCAGACCUACCUGGAGAACAUCAAGGCCCAGGCUGUCAUUGUCCCCAUCGUCCCCUUCAACCAACAAACCAAGUCUCUGGUGGUGACCGAGGACUCGGAGGCCAGCCUGGCAGCCAUCCUCCAACACUCCAUCAUCACCUCCCAGGAGCAGAUACUUGCACACUUUGACUCCAUUCUCUCCAAGAAAGGCACCAAGAUAUUAAUCUGGAACAUCCGCAGGGCCAAAGAUGGCAAGCCAGAGAUCGACUUCCAGACGGAUGUGAGUGACUUUCGUUUGCCUGAGAUUCAGAUCGAGGAGCUGAGGAAGGGUCUGAGGAACAGUGGAUCCCUGAGAGCCGAACAUAACAUCCCAGACAUGCACUACAGUCUCAGGGCCUACCUCAGUAUCUUGUAUCUGAAGCCGAGGACACAGAUUAUACUGCGGGGGAAGAAGAUUCUGGCUAAACUGGUGUCGAAGAGGCUGAAACUGAUCGAGCAUGAUGUGUACAAACCCCAGUUCAGUAAAGAGAAGGUGAAGGUGACCUUUGGGCUGAACCCGAAAAACAGAGACCACUAUGGCAUCAUGAUGUACCACAGGAACCGGCUCAUUAAAGCCUAUGAGAAAGUGGGCUGCCAGCUGAAGGCUUCAGGUCAAAGGGCAGGAGUCGGGGUCAUCGGCAUCAUCGAGUGUAACUUUCUCAAACCUGCUCACAACAAGCAAGACUUUGAAUACACCAAAGAGUACAGACUCACCCUGGGCGCUCUGGGCCUAAAACUGAACGACUACUGGAAAGAGGUGACGGAGAAGAGGGCCAGAGAACGAGAGUUUCAGGCUCUAGAGAAGGAAGUAAAUGAAGAGGGGCAUGAUGCUGACGAGGGUCCCAUGUGGUUACAGUGUGAAGAAUGCCUGAAGUGGCGAAAAAUCGCUGCAAAUCAUUAUAGUGUGAUUCCUGAAAACUGGAACUGCAGCCAGAACCCCAAUCCACGUUACAGAAGCUGCUCUUCACCAGAGGAAGCAGAAGACAGUGAGGAACUGUUAACACCCAGCUACCAGAAAAACCACAAGAAACAAGAGCAUUCCAAAAGCAGAAAACGAGAAAAAUCAUUGGAAGUGUGUGAGUUCAAGGACCAAGCGGAUAAACAUCAGAUCCUGUCACGCAGUUCAUCAGAGCCGAGCCAGCCCACCUUCCAGUCCACAUACACACCUGAACACAUAAGAACAGCAGGUCGUCACCACACAGAGGAAAACACACAGGAACAAGAUCAGACAAACGUAGAUCACCUGGCAGAUGCAGACACAGUUACACGCAUGCACGAUGAUGCACCGGUGCAAAGUACGUUCACAGCUGACGACACACACACACAACAGAGGCCUGUUGGAAAAGGCACGGUCACUAAAGACCAAGCACAAGUCACACAUGUGGAAAAUGAGACGAGUGAUCACAGGCUCCAGGAAAAAGACACAAACAUGGAGUCAGCGGAAACAGAGGAGGACAACGCAGACAUGUUUUGCUUCAAAAGGAAACCAGGGUCAUUAUUUUACUGCGUGAAAAAGAAGCUAUGUGUUCGGGAGGAGCAAAAGUCUGUCCCAGAAAACAUGGCAGAAGAGACGAACCCUGAGAAACAAACAAAUAUAUUUGAAAAACUGUCCUGUAAGACGACCGGCCAGGACAGUAUCGGCCAAGUAGAGAAACCAGGUGAAACAUCACAGCGAACCCUCACCAACCUCACCUGGACCCACCCACUGCCCCCCACCCAGACUGUGAUGGUUUCUCCUCUGAGUCGACCAACAGUGACACUGAGCAGACCACCGCCUCCAGAGACGAUUGAACGGGAAGCUAACAUGAGGAAGCUGGCUUGGGUAGAGAAAGAGGCCCAGAGGCUGCGGAGGCUUCUAGGUCUGGAAAUCACAAAGACAACUCAAGGGACGAUGACAUCACCUGAUAGCAGCGCUGAGAAGUCAAACGGCGCGCUGGUGACUCCGCCAGUAUCCAAAGCAGGAAGAGAGGUCGGCUGCCAGACGGACACGGCUGAGAGCUCCACCUCAUCAGGCAGCCCGACCCAGGCUGCAGAACGUCAGGGGUUGGUGGUCCUGGGUCAGAGACCUGUGUGUGAGCAGAAGGAGCAGCAGCCUGAGCAGAACAUAUCUAAGAAGAAGACAGAGACUGCGAGCAAGAUGAUAGCCAGUGACAGCGAGGCCUGUGAAGACAGCAGAUCAUCACAGGAGAAUCUGCGCAGCAUCCGGAACAACGUGGUGGUGCUUCUCACGGCCCUCCUGCCCCAACUGGACCUGGCGGGCAUCAGCAUGGAGACCACCGACGUGGACAGCAUCCUGCAGCAGAUCAUAGAGGUCAACUCACUGACACUGUGAUAAGAUCCUGCAGAUCUGUGUCGGCAGAGAUUGAUAUGUUUUCUUGUGUUUUUUAUGCAAAGUUUGAGUUUGAGUUUAAAGUUUUAGUGUUCAGCCUUGUUAUACACACACUGAUUAUCAAAUUACCGUUGGCUGCACAUGCAUACUGAUAGUAAGUGGCAGUUUUUUUGUCACAUGAUUUUAUUACGUUCCUGGAGCUCAUCUAUUGUAAGACACAUUGUCAUGAGCCUAUUUCCCCCCAUUUUUGUACAAAUUUGAUAUUUUUUAUUUAAAGCUCUCCCUCUUUAUUUUCAGUGUGAUGUAUUGCUAUUUGUGUUUUGCUUCUGUUUUUACUAUUUAAAUGAGUUUUAUACGUUUUUAACAAUGUGUCAUGUUUGUUUCUUAAUUUGUUCACACAUCCUUUAUAAACGAGACUUUUCAUGUUUGCAUUAAAAUGCUGAAACCA